AUGCAGAGGUGUACAAAGGAGUGUUACCAGACGGAGAGACAAAUGGCUAUCAAGAAGCUGAUGAGACACGCCAUGGAAGAAGAAGAAAGAGUAAGUGAUUUCUUGUCUGAGUUAGGGAUGAUCGCACAAGUAAACCAUCCAAACGCAGCUAGGCUUCGCGGUUUCAGUACCGAUCGCGGUUUGCAUUUUGUGCCAGAGUACGCUCCACACGGCAGUCUCGCUUCUCUACUCUUUGGGUCUGAGGAGAAGUGUUUGGACUGGAAGAAACGGUAUAAAGUGGCUUUGGGUGUAGCUGAUGGUUUGAGUUAUCUUCAUAAUGAUUGUCCCAUACGUAUUAUUCACCAUGACAUCAAAGCUUCUAACAAUUAG
Molecule: messenger RNA, 369 nt
Organism: Eruca vesicaria subsp. sativa (arugula)
Lineage: Eukaryota; Viridiplantae; Streptophyta; Magnoliopsida; Brassicales; Brassicaceae
Source: the annotation of a GenBank genome assembly